AUGCUCGCGAAGUUCGUCGCGACCUCUCUCCUGGCGCUGCAAGGCGCAGCCGCUUUCCUUAUCGUGCCCGAGAUUGACAUCCCCCAUGCCACUACCACCACCAAGAAGACUGCCGGCGACGCGCCCAAGCUGACCAUCGCUGCCAACUGCGCCAAAUGCCCGUUCCCAGACACCCUUGAUGCCUCGUCUGAGGUCUCGGCCGUGGAUAGCUUCAUGCUCUUCGACCUCACCACCGAUGCCGGCAAGCUGUACAUCAACGAGAAGGAAGUCUACCCGUCUCCUGACGCCUCGGUCGACCUCCAAACCAUCCUUGUCCGCAAGUCAGACGAGCAGCGCAGUCGAAACGUCCCCGCCGGCUAUGUCUUUGAAGUGCUCCGAACCCCUGACUCUCCCAGUGACCCGGAGGGCCCUGAACUCCUCUCUCUCUACUUCACUCCCGUCCAGCUAGACGGUCUUCCGGCUGCCGCAGACACUCUCCACAUCCCCGUCAUCAAAACCGCCAGGGGCAACCUCGUCAUCGUCAACUCUCGCAUCGAAGCCACCCCGGCCCCUCACAUCUCAUGCAAAGACUGCGGCCGCGAUACUGAGUGCUGGAAACGCCUUCUCCUCGCUAGAAUCGCCGCAACCAUCAACGCUGCAAAGAUCCGAGCUGCCAAGUUCGUCGACAAAAUCUCAUCUGCCUUCAAGGGCUGCCACGGAAAGAACAAAGCAUCUGGCAUGGAGAUGGAGCCUGCACACGGACACGGACAAGGCCAGCACAGACACCAGCAUCCUACCUUCUCUCGCGCUUUUGCUCAUGCACUCCGCUUCGUCAUCAUCCCAGCCAUCGUCGGCCUCUGUCUCAGCUUGGUUGUCUGCUCUAUCGGCUCUCUCGUCGGCCACUGCAUCGUUGCUCUCUGGAGAUACAGCCAGCGCCGCCGCUCUUCCCCUGGCCAGCAACAGAACAUCGACUCUGCCCAGGAAGACGGAGAAGCCUACGAAAAGGAAGGUCUCAUGUCCCACGAUGACGACGACCACGCGGACGUCGCACCCCAGGAAGAGGAUAGACUCCACGGCCAGAUCAGACUGCCUGCAGACAAGGCUUAA
Nannizzia gypsea CBS 118893 is the source of this 1086-nucleotide messenger RNA. RefSeq lists its product as hypothetical. The transcript has 2 exons. Lineage: Eukaryota; Fungi; Ascomycota; Eurotiomycetes; Onygenales; Arthrodermataceae. The record is from RefSeq and is a predicted model, not a curated record. The coding region runs from base 1 to 1086 and encodes 361 amino acids.